Dinoponera quadriceps is the source of this 5467-nucleotide messenger RNA. RefSeq lists its product as uncharacterized. Gene Ontology annotation, cellular component: nucleus. The coding region runs from base 47 to 4396 and encodes 1449 amino acids. Lineage: Eukaryota; Metazoa; Arthropoda; Insecta; Hymenoptera; Formicidae. Gene Ontology annotation, biological process: regulation of transcription by RNA polymerase II. The record is from RefSeq and is a predicted model, not a curated record. The transcript is spliced from 7 exons.
CUCGCGGCUGUGGACGGCCACCAUUGUUGAAACACUGCUUUGGUUGAUGCCCUGGACGAUUUUCGGGCCGAAAAAUCGUAAAUUCACCCGUGCCCGACGGCGGAAGGGCCUCGCUGCGGUAGGACCUGCGCAUACGCUUAAUCACACAUCACAAGGAGAGGAGCUUGACAAACCUCUGUAUCAUUAUUCGCCCGUUCACAAUAUAUAUAUAAAUGAGGCGUAUACUGGCAAUUCGUAUCUUCAAGAUGGUGUGACCUGUUACAAACCUCCUGUUGUUCCCAGCAAUGGGUUACACGCGUCUCACGUUGCGCCACGAUGGGCGCUACCGUACGAUUUCAUGCAGUGGGAUGCUGAAAGAUUGAUAGCACACAACGCUGUGUACGACGCAUAUGAGUUACAUCACAAGGACAAAAGUACCACGGAAUCCGACGACUUGGGUUCCGAGUAUUCCGCCGAGUUGUUACACAAUGACAGCAUAGUGAAUUCUAGUGUAUUGACUGGUGCAACUGAUGAAUCACUGUCCGGACACACGGGAAAGCUGUCGGGGGAAGUGCACGCGACUAGUUCGAGUGACUGUCGGAAGGAUCUCAUCGAGAGGACCUUUAAAUUAUUAGGUAUCGACGAACGGACGGUAUCCUUGUGUCGCAUCGCGGGAGAUCAAACCAGACUGUCGGCUGGAUCGCGGGGAAAGGUUUCUCAUCGCGGCGAAACGGACAUCGAUACCUCCGGCAACCGUACGUCGAAGCACUCGACCGCCGACACGAACCACGACGCUCUGAGAAUCGUGUCGGACAUUAUCGAGCAGUGCGAGAGAGCCUUCGACGACUGCGCCACUACCGUGUCGGAUAAUGAGCCGCUUGAUUUAGUAAUCAAUUCUAAGAGAACUGCGUGCAGUCGUACCGCUCACGGCGAGGCGACAGAUCGACCCGAGUACUUAUCGGUCAUCGAUAAAGAGACGCUUCCAGUGAGCGGUGCCGUUUUAAAGGAAACAAACCAUUCCCCCGAUGCGCAUGGUUGUCGCAAAGGUGUAAAGUAUAAGAAUUUCGGUUUGCUACAAUUCUCCGACCUGGACAAGGUAUCAUGUAACACGGACAGGGGCAAGGAAUUACUGAGGGCCGUCGAUAAUCUGCACGAUGAGAUAAACGAGAGAGCUGUAACGGGCGACAAUUUGAAGUUAGAGAAGGCGUACGACAUUCUGGACAAGUACGUGACGCACGUGUUGUCUUUGCGUUUGAGCGACGCCAAGCGGAAGGAACUGUCCUGGACGACGCAUGCACGGCCGGGCGUUAAAUGUAACAGCAUCAAGAAGGAGUACGCCACCGAGGAGGAAGCACACAAGAUAGAGAGCACUGUCUAUAAUACAAGAUUAAACAAUUGGGAGUAUCUCGAGAUGUCAGGACAGUACCCGGGACAUGGCCGACCACCGGUUGGCACGCCUCCGCCUCCGCACACUGUCUGGAACCUCACUAUGACGCAGGGUCAAGUUUCAGGUCUCAAUAUUCACCCGACGGCGUUGUCCGGCGCGGCGCUGAGUCCGGCCGCCUUUUACACGCAGUCCAUCAGCCGGACGUCUCACCUGACUCCGCAGCACGCUCACACGCAAGCGCCGACGUGGCACACGCCCACGGUGCCCCCGAAGAACAUCACGCCGGCGAGCACGACGAGCACCCCCCUGUUCAAUCUGCAGAUGCUGGUGGAUAGGCCGAACCAAAAUCAGUACAGAAACUCGCCGGGCUCGCAGAGCACGCUGGACCUCUCGUCUACGUCGGAGAUCAUCCCGGAGAAUUACUCACGGAUACCUCAGGAUAUUCCCAUCAGUUUGACCGCGAGGAACGUCGACAAGGGCAGUCGGAAUGGCAACAUAAUCUCACCGCCGAUACCGUUGAACGGCGAGACCUCGUCGGACAGCGGUAUCAGCUCCUCCGUGCCGACUCCGAACUCCGUCAGCGAGCCGGUCUCGUUAUCGACGAAGGAGGUCACCACACCUAAGAUAACGGUGAAGAAUUUCGAGAGCAACUUGAAGGGAGUCGCGAAUCUCCACGAUAAGAUUAAGGAAAUGAAUGUAGAUAAUUUUACGCAGAAAAUGAUCAACUUACCGCCCAGCGUGACGAUAGAGAGGGUGGUCGCGGAGAAGAAGGAGCCCGAGACGGCGGUGGUGGCGGCGGCGAAAGCCAAGGACACGUUGAGUGUGAUCGCGCAAGUGCCAAGGAACGUCUUACCCGUCAUCGUGAAUCGCACGGCCAAGGAGAAGGAUGUUACGGACAGUCCCAAGAGGGAAUCGUCCUCCGAGAGGGACAAGAAGCUCGACGAGACGAGCGUGAGGUCGCCGAAGAGCCUGCCGAAGAGGGGCAAGAAGGGCGUCGAUUCUCUACUGGAGAAGCUGGAGGGCGGUAACAAGAAGCUCGGCAGUACGGAGAACAUCGGCUCGGUGAUCGUGACGCCGGUCGAGGAGAAGGACAGCUCGAGCGUGAAGAGCAUGUCUCCGGAGCGACAGAAGUCCAAGUCGCCGAAUCGGGAGGACGAGGUGGUCUCGCCAGCGUUCAGCAACGACGACUCGAACGACAACACGAAGCAACAGCGUAGGAAAAGAAAGCUCGAGAAGCCGGUGAGGCUCAGUAAGGACUCGAAAACGGAGGUCGAGGACAUGGAGCUCGAGCCGACGGAACCCUCGGAACCGAGGGCCAUCAUCGACCCGGUGCUGCUGGAAGAGACCGCCAACUCCUCCUCCGUAUCGACGACGCCCGGUGCCAAGGCGGAAGAGGAGCACCGGCAACCGGUCGCCGCGGCGACGACGGCGGAGGAGAGAAUACCACCGAGUGAGAAAGCGGCGGAGGACGAGAGGUCGGAGGAGGAGGAGAGCCAGCCGAUCCAAAGGCGGCGGAGUUGCGAAGGUACGGCCAGUAACUCGGCGAAUCAGAGGGUACGGAGAAAAUCGAGCGACGACGCGUCGUCCACCGAGUUCGCGAAGGCGCUGCCGAGUCCGAAGAACAACGCGACGAACAACAACAAUAACGCGACGAACUCGUUCAACGAGGUCGAGUCGGAGCUCGAGAAGAUGUUCGCCGGUAUCGUGGAGACGGACUCGAAUAUCAAGAGCGAAGAAUCAAAAGCGGAACUGGCGAGCGCGGAGAUCCAAGUCGGCGACGACGACGCGAGCGUGAAGCUCGAGGGCCUCGAGAACAAUAUUCUGCCGACGACGAGCGCAAACCCGAGCGCCAAUCCCAUCGACGUGUCCUCCACGGUGGACGCGAAGCUCUCAGGGAAGAAAGGCAAGAAGGGCAAGGCGCAGGGCCGCAAGCGAAAGAUCUCCAGGUCGUCGGAGAAUAUUUUCGGCACGGCGAGCGACGCCCUGAUGAAGGACGUGAAGAAGAGGCGGACGUCGAAAGGCUUGAAGAAGCAGGAACAGUCGAAGAAGGCGAAGCGCAACACCAAGAUCGACGGCCUGAGGGAGAUGGCUUACGAUUCCGGCUCGAACGCCAGUUCCAUCAGGUCGCGGGGACCGGUCGUGCACGUGGAGGGCCCGAGGGACAGUCCGCUGAGCAUCCAGGUGGUCAACGCGCCCCGGGAGGAGGAGGAGGAGAAAAACAAAGAGAAGAGGAAAAGCAACGGCAAUGGGAACGCGGGACGUGGCAGCAAGAGGCUCAGUCACCAGAACGAUUUGGAUUACAGAGGUAGAGUCAACAACGCGGGCCUCUUCAGUUCGACCCUGUCGUCGCGAUAUGACGCGCACACACCGGACUCGACGUGGGUCUGCGUGUUCUGCAAACAGGGUCCGCACUCCGUCAUACCCGGCGAUCCGUCCAGACCGCACCCGAAUCUGGCCGGACCGCAUAUCGAUCCCGGCACGUACACGGUGCCGGCGGGUGUAUCGGGCGACUUGUUCGGGCCGUAUUUGAUCGGCAAAGACCGGUUGGAGGAUGGCAAAGAGCGGUUGGAGGACGGCAUCCUGUCCGCCGACGAGCAGGAGAUCACCAGGGAGCAGAAAAAGGGCGGCAAGAACAAGAGGAGCCUAAGGUACGCGGGCCUCGCCGACCAGUUCUCUGCCAAGAUGGGCAAGAAGAAGCGUAACUCCGUCGAGAGCAACACGAACGCCAUGUUCACGGGCAUGACCAUGCUUCCCGGUGAAGAGCAACGCUGGGAGGUGUGGCUACACGAACAGUGCGCGGUGUGGGCGGCUGGAGUUUACAUGGCGGGUGGCAGAGUGACGGGACUGCAGGAAGCGGUGUGGGACGCCGCCAAGUCGAUAUGCUGUUCCUGCGGCCUGACGGGCGCGAACAUCGGUUGCGUGAAACGAGGCUGCAAGGCCGUCUCGCACUAUCCUUGCGCGCUAACGAAAGGUUGGCACCUCGACACGAAUCAGUACAUACCUAAGUGCAACCUUCAUCGAGUCACGUGAAACACCGGUGAGUCCCCGACGGUCGUGUACAGGUUGUAACGUGGAUUUAGGUCGUAUUCAUUAUAUCAUGUGACGAGAUCCGGCUUUAAUUAGAAUGCACCGAAUAAUGGGCAAUAACACAACGUAAGGGACUAAGUAUAUAAAAAUUCAUUCAUGACUGAAGAAGAUAGCCUUACUAGUUAGUAAGGUAUGUUCUAGUUAACAAAGCGUGGAGCAAAACAUUCUCUCAUCGUGUAAUCGAAACACAAUCGCUCGCGUGUGCGGUGUAAGAGUUGCGUUGUGAUCGGGACUUAGGAAUACCAUAAGUAAGUAAGCGGCGAAGUAAAACCGACCGGAACCUACAAAUAAUAAAUCUAACGCUGAAUCGAUACUCUGGUUUUCCUCUCUGUUUUAACAGAUAGAAACUGAUUUCUUUCUCCUUUUGGCAACAAGUGCGCGGGGAGAUGUUUCGAGGCAACGCUUUGUGUAUCGUUUGAUACAUAUAAGUGCAUCCUGAAGAGGGUGAAAGUAUAAGUGUGAGAGCGAUUAUACUGAUUUCCAGACACGUAUAUAGAAUCAAUAUGCUCGAGAAAAGAAAGAAUAAAAAGAAACAGAAGACCUUCCAAUGUACAAGGUGUUUACUGCGAGAUCACUAUUUAAAUGUCUCUGAGAAUUCCAAAAGAAAAGAUAGAAAAAAAAUAAGAUACGCGGGACGAACGUGAAUGUGAAGAAGUAAAAAUUCUUCUCAUUGAUUGUGAAUUUAAUUGAUUUUCUUGGCCUGUGGCCUUGAACAGUGGCCUUUUCGACUUAAUAUAAAAAGAAAAGCAAGAUUUUUUUAAUUUUGAAUCUGUAGAAUAGACGGAUCGCUAUUGAGGAACAAUGAUAAUCAAAAAAGAAAAAAACGAAAAAAAAGGGGGAGAAAGAGCAGCGAGGGGGAGGAGGAGAGAGGGAAAAAAUGUUUGCUUUUUUACUCAUCUUUACGAAACUUGAAAACACGACAAGCUUUCCUAACAUCAUUGUACACAGGAAUACAUACAUAGGGCAUAUUGUACCAAAUCGUUAUCGAACUUGAUGAAAGCUAUAAAAAAAAAA